Vespa velutina is the source of this 3703-nucleotide messenger RNA. RefSeq lists its product as uncharacterized. Gene Ontology annotation, molecular function: nucleic acid binding; zinc ion binding. NCBI's taxonomy places the organism in Eukaryota, Metazoa, Arthropoda, Insecta, Hymenoptera, Vespidae. The coding region runs from base 1489 to 3006 and encodes 505 amino acids. The record is from RefSeq and is a predicted model, not a curated record. The transcript has 4 exons.
CUUUUUUAUAAACGCGCAAGAAAAUAUAUUUUCAUACAUACGUACACCAUUUUAAUUUUAUCGUUGCACAGUUGCACGCUUCUGAUAUUACGUAGGCGUAUUCAUAAAAUUCCAAUUAUUUUUUCUUUUUCUUCUUGUGCUUCUUUUUGCCAGUUCCUCGAUCGGUUCUUCGAAUUUUUAUAAUCGGAGAUGGAGGUACUACCGUUGGUAAAGGUAUAUAAUUUCGUGGUAAUUUAAACUCGAGUUCAAGGGCCUUUUUUAAAUCGUCAUUGGGAGUUAUUUGUCUUAUAGAUUUUAAUAAAAACAUUUUUUCGUCUGGAGCCUUCGGAGGUGGUUCUUCGUUAGGGAUUAUGUUCAUUCUGGUACAACCUUCUCGACACUUUUUGCCUAAAUAUGAAAAUAACGAUUCUUUUCAUCGGAUUCAGAAUAUAUCCAAAAUCAUGAAGAUAUAUUUUAUACCGUAUGCAUCCGCGCAAUUGCUGUCAAUGUUAAAAGACGACUCCUCGGCACGCUUAGAAACUUUAAUGGAUAUACGAGUAUCGCCAAUUUCUUGCGAGACUUCGCUGUAAGGAGCCUCGAUAUUGAUGAACUCGUUCGUUGGAUGAUAACAUCUCGUGCAAACACAUUCGUUAUUCAUAUUUGAUGGGGAAAAAAAUCAAUAAUACAAUUUGUUAUAUUUGUUGCUUUUUUUCUUUUUUUUUUUUCUUUUUACCUAAGAAAAUUGCACUGUGCUUUAUGAGAUUGUAAUGUACACAUUUAAUUUACGCCAUUUUGAAAUACUUGAAUAACAAAGAAAAUGGAUAAUGUUAAUUAUCCAUCUUAAAGUAAAAAGAAAUUGAAUUCAUAAAUUUAUAAAUAUAGGUUCUUUCCUGUGAAAGUAUAAAUAUUUCGAAAGAAAGUGAGAAAGUAAGUCUGAUUCAUCUUUUGUUUUUAGCGCCUUCCAACAAUUUCAGCUCUAUGGCCUAUUACACUAUAAUGCAAUGCAAUGUAAUGUUGGUUGGCCGUUAAUCACUUAAUUGGCAAUCGCUCAUUGGCUGGCGAUUUAUCUCAGGAAUGUCAACUUCUUUUUAAUGGCUAAGAUAUAGGAAAUCAUAAUAGUCCUAUCGAUCGAUAAAGUAUUUAAAAAUGCAUUAUUUUAUUAUACACUAGCAAUGUCAGUAAUGCGUGAUAGCUCAUUGGCUAGCGCCUUAUCUCAGAAAUGUUAACUUCGUUUUAGUAACUAAAAUAUGUAGAUCCUAAAAAAUCCUAAUUAUCAAUGAAGUAAUAGGGAAACCCUCAGUUCUUUUAAUAUCUGCGAAGAGGAACUGUAUGUUAAAGUUUAUAAAUGAUGUCGUUUGAUUAAUCGAAAAAUAUUUAGUAAUACAGAAAGUGUGUAUAAUUGACGUACGAUCAUUGAAAAUAUUAAUCCAUUUAUUGAGAACAAUAAAAUCAUCAAAUUUUUGAUGAAAUAUAUUUUUUUAUAUACAGGAAAAUUUAUUACAGCAAAAUAUGGGUAAUUCACAACCUAACCAAUACAAUGUACCAGAAACUGUAUACGAACAGAAUAAAGUAAACGAAACAAGUAAGAAAUCUAAAGACAAUACUAAGUUAACUACAAAGAAUGCGAGAACUACGCAGAAAAGUCAGAGUUAUGGACCAGUAGAAACGAAGAAAAACGAUAAUUAUAAAGUAAUAGAUUUAAGAUGUUCAAAUCUAUAUAGUAAUACAUAUCCAAAUAAUCCACAUCCAUAUAGUACACAUCCAAAUAGUACGCAUCCUAAUAGUACGCAUCCUAAUAGUACGCAUUCAUAUAGUACAUAUCCAAAUAGUACGCAUUCAUAUAGUACAUAUCCAAAUGGUACAUCUCCAAAUGGUACAUCUCCAAAUGGUACAUCUCCAAAUGGUAUACAUCCAAAUGGUACAUAUCCAAAUAAUACAUAUUUAAAAAGUAUACAUCCAAAUAAUACAAAUACAAAUAAUAUAUAUCCAAAGCUACAAAGUAUAUAUUCAGAUGAUACCAAACCGUCUUGUCCCACUAAGGAAGAAUUAUAUGAUAAUAAAUCUAUACAAAAAACACAGAAUGUAUCGACUGAGAAAAAGGAUAACAUAAAGACUAUGAUUAAACCUCCACCAAAUUUAGUAGACAUAAAAAAUUUCAUGACAUCCUGGACCAUAUGGAAAGAACAGUUAAUGAUAUUUUUGAACCUAAUGGAUGAAAAAAAGGAAAAGUAUCAUCUGUGGGGAAAUUUUCUUUUGAAUUUCAUGGGUGUGGUCAGCCAGGAAAUUCUUGAUAAAUUAAUAUUUAAUCCAAAUGAAAAUAAAAGUAAUUUCUCAGUAUUAAUUAAUAAGUUUAAUGCAUAUUAUAAGUUCAAUACAACUACUAAAUCUGAGAAUGAGAGCAUCAUGGAUUAUAUGGAAAGAUUGAAGAUGGAUGCCGUUAAAGAUAUGAAAAAUGUCGAUUAUAUAUUAAAACAGAAAUUGGCAAGCGAUAUAGAAAAGCAUUGCAAAGAACGAUUCAUUGCAUUAGCCACUUGUAAAUUGCCAGAUUUCAAUUUUAACAAAACAUUUAAAGUUUUAACAUUAGCAGAAAUUGCUUUUUUAUGGAAUUUGUGCAUUCAAUCAAAUUGUGAAAAAAACAAAAAUUGCAAUUACUGCGGUAAGUUCCAUUUAGAGGGACAAUGUUUAGCGAAAGGUAAAGAAUGCAACAAGUGCAAGAGAAGAAAUCACUUUGCAAAAUGUUGUCCUGGCCUAAUGUAUAUUAAUAAUUGUGGUUUUUGCGGAGGCGAUCAUGAAUUUAAGCGAUGUCCUGCUUUUGGAGAAACAUGCACUAAAUGCGCCAAGCAGAAUCAUUUUUCAUGGAUGUGCUCUAAAGCGAUGUUAGUAAAAAAUUGUCGGUUCUGUGGCCUAAAUCAUAUGAUGGAUAGAAACAAAUGUCCAGCAAAGAAUAGUACAUGCUGCAUUUGCAAAAUUGUUGGUCAUUAUGAAGUAAAAUGCCGCAAUAACAGGACAAAUAAUGACGUAAAAUAAUAAGAAAUUAAGUAUUAAGAUAAAAGAUUUGAUUAUCUGUUUUUAAUCAACAUAUAUUUUAUUUUACUACAACUAUUAUAAGCUUUUACAUACAACUAUAUAGGUUAUGUAAGUUUUGGGACAAUGUCAAAUGUAUUACUUAUAAAUGUAAACUCUUUAUAUACCUUGUUGUACGCUGUAUUAAAUAAAGUUUGAUAAAAAAAAAAAGAAAUGAACAGAUUUCCUUCGAAUGAAUGAACACAUUUGUAAUUUGGAUAAAUUUUUCUUAACAAAAGAAUAUCGAAUUUGACUUCACACCGUUCGUAUAUAAUAAUAGACCCUGUAAAAUAGAAAAAUAAAUGAAAGAUUAAUUUGCAAAAUAAAACGAAAUAUAAUACGUAACAAAGUUAAUGAAAAUGAAUACGUUAGAAGAAUAAAUAAAUGAUAUUUUUAAUGCGACUUUCUUUAAUAUAUAGACCACUCCUUGACCGACCGACCGACCGACCGACCGAAUCGUUAUCCUUAACCAUCGAGCGGACCAGCAGGGGUAUGUGGGCGUUUUGUUACGGUAUUGGUACGCCGGCGCAGAAUCUACGACGGCAUAAAGAAAACGUAGGAUCCGUGCUCCUCAUAACGAUUCGAACAGUAUUCUGUGUAGGAUCUUCCCGAAUACGAUCUCAAUAAUGCCACCUAAAACCAGUGGAAAAGCUAUGAAAAA